AAGGGCAAAAUUUAGCGCGACGUGUACGUCGGAGAGGAGCGGCGGGCCGGAGUACCAGGGUGCGUGUAAGGCCAGUCCGCCGUAUGAUAGCCUCCGGCGGGAAAGGCGUGCCCGCCGGGUGAAAGGCUGCGGCUGGCCGGCACCUGGGACUCGCGGGCCCGUCUCUCGAGGCAUUUGCCAGUGCGGUGUCGUCGGGGCAACAUCUUUCGGCGCAGGAGCGAUAACGUCGGCGAUUACGGCGAUAACACAGCGAUAAGGUCGGCGCGGCAGCGACAGAGCGGAAGGGCUCUCGAGAUCGCUGGCGCGGUUGCUCGCGCACAGGGUGCGGGCACGCACCGUCUCGUGAGGUUCACGAGAGGCUCGGAGGACUCACUGGCGCGGGCUCAUCGUCACGGUGAUUUGACGAGAGUCAGCUGAGAGCUCCGCGGUGAGUACCGAUCUGCUCCGAGCGGAGCGUGUGAGUGUCCGUGUGUUUGUUUUGUCUUUAUUUUGUAGUGUGGGUUUUCAGGGUGUGUGGGGAGAUUGCAAUAUUGGGUGCUAACAGGGGAGUGUUCGUAUUAUUUCAAUUCACUAGCGUGACGUUAUAGCUCGUGUGAGCUAUGCCCACCACGGAUGAUGAGGGCCCUCGGGCCACAUAUGGGCCCGACCAGUCCACGUAUUCGGUCCUGCCUCCGGCCAAAAACCUGGGGGCAUUACGGGAGAUUCCCAUGUUUGAGCCGGACAAGGAGGGAAGCGUGGGCGUCGGGGAUUUUCUUGAGGCAGUGGAGAACGCGGCCUCUUUGGGAAACCUCGACGCCAAUGACAUUAUGAAGGUGAUGCCGAUGCGCCUGAGAGGCCCAGCAAAGGGUUUCCUCAAAACGUAUCUGGCAUCCAAACAGGUGGGCUCGGACGUGUUCGGGCUGGGUCACCUGUGGAAAGAUUUUAAACGCGGGCUGUUUAACCGUUUCCGCAAGCCCACGGACCCGGUGGCGCACCUGCUGCAGCUCACGAGCUGUCAGCAGGGCGAUACCGAGACCGCCCGGGGGUAUGCGCAGCGGCUUAAAUCGCUCGCGUAUAAAACAUGGCCGCAAUUCACUCAGUCACAAGACGAGCCCAUCCGCCAACUGGGCGAGAAACUCAUCUACCAACACUUCCUGAAGGGCUUGAAGCCCACAAAUCUCGAGCGGAUCCAUUUGAAGGGCAUAGGGGACAUGGAUGCCGCCGUGAUCGAGCUGACCAGCAAAGAGACAUUUGAUGCCCUGCAGCGCUCGGGCGGUCGCUCCGUCCGAGUGAAUCAGAUCGGAGAGGAGACGCCUCGGGCGCUAGAGGAGAUCCGCGGAGCCGUGCGCGAGCUCCGCGAGACGGUGGCGACCCACAUAGCCAGCACCGCCGAGGCUCUGUCUCACGCGCUGGGGUCGCAUACAUUGUCUGCGCCCUACUCUGCAGCCGGACACGGCCGGGCGGACGCGCUCCCAUUCCACGCGCCGGUCCCUCCGGCCUAUGGGGCCGCUGUAUAUGGGUCGGGGGCGGUGCCGGACUCGGCCGGUCCGUCAGGAUCCGCUGGCCCAUGGUACGAGACGGCACUGUCUCACCCGACAAUGGCUGACCCUGGGCUGGGGGAGACAACAUAUGGUGACAAUUUCUAUGGACCGGGAGGGCACCCGCCCCAGUCGGGGCCGGACAUGUGCGACCAGGGGCUGGAAUGGGCUCAGCCGUCGGCCUCUAACUGCCCGCCCGGCUACUCCCCGCAUCUGAGUGGUCCGAGCGCGAUGGAAUACUGGGUGAACGCCGUGGGCUAUCGGCCUCGGCUGCCCCAGUAUCCCAUACUACGGCCCGCUGCUCCGGGAUACCAGGGGCAGGCUCCGCCGCGCCCCAUGGGAGGCGCUCCGAGGGGACCGGUUGCUUGUUUCAACUGCGCCGGGCCCCAUUACGUGCGGGACUGUCCCUGCCCGCGGCUGCCAGUAGCGCGCGGAGUGUACACUGGGGGAGCGAUGAGGGCGCCGGCGCCGGGCGGGCCGCUCUGGCGUGGCGUGGGACCGAGACCUAAUUACCCGCCCGGGGGCCGGAUGACGGCUCCCAGGUUCCCAGCGGUCCGGGACCGCGUGCCGCCCCAGCAGCAGCCUUUAAACUGGUAGGGCCAGUCGGAAGCGCGCCCGACCGAUUGGCUAAUGGAGUUGACAGGGCGGGGGAGGAUGACGUUCUCUCGGUAAAUAGCCUCAUUGAGAGAGAGUCGGAGCUGCCAAAGUUGAAAGUGAGGGUGGGAGAUCAGAGCUUCUCAGCUUUGGUGGACUCUGGCUCCUCAGUGACGCUGUUAUCCGCGGCGGCGUGGCAGAGGCUGCCCGUGCGGCCUAGCCUGAGCGCCGGAGGCGGCAUUCGACUCCGCUCGGUCACCGGCGGAGAGCUGGCCAACAUCGGCGAGGCGGUGCUGACGGUUGAAAUAGGGGCUUUCAAACUCGAACACAAAAUGUGCGUCAUACAGGGCUUGCCCUAUGACGUGCUACUCGGAAUCGACUUUAUUAAGGCGUCAAGAAUGGUGUUAAAUGCGGCAGAGGGGUGUGUACAGAUAGGGAGUAGCCGCGUUCCAUUCGCUUCCUCCUGCGGGCUGUAUAACGGCCCGCGAGCGGUGUGUCUUUCCACGGACGUGACCGUGCCCUCGCGGCACG
Messenger RNA from Amphibalanus amphitrite, 2642 nucleotides. RefSeq names its product translation initiation factor IF-2-like. NCBI's taxonomy places the organism in Eukaryota, Metazoa, Arthropoda, Thecostraca, Balanomorpha, Balanidae. The record is from RefSeq and is a predicted model, not a curated record. The transcript has 2 exons. Bases 600 to 2114 code for a protein of 504 amino acids.